UAUUAAUUCAAUUGACUUUCCAUAGACAAACUUAAUUCAGUUUUCUCGUGUAUGUGCAUCCCUUUACAUAGAAAUUCAUGUUUUGUAUAAUUUAAAAACGUAUUGUACACAUGUGCAUGAAGGAGUCAACCAAACUUCAGCACAGCAUUCUUAAUGCCAAUGAUCAAUUGGAGAAGGCUAAAUCGGAGAGAGAACUUGCGGACAAAGACGUCAGUAAAUGGGACAAAGUCGCCAACCUGGCAACACUGUAUUCUAGACGUUACCACACUGACAGGUCAUGAUGUCAGCCGGGGUGGAGUACAGCUCGAUUUUUGAUUACUGCCAAGUGGACGGGCUACUAAACGGGCUACGAGAUGUGACCGACGUCAAGGAACAACCUUCUCUCUCCAACAGCGUUUUAUCUUCAGUUAGUCAAGUGACAGCCAAAGCUUCCCUCCCGCCCAGCUGCUCCCGAGGAGCAGAACUGUGCCCAAAUGAGGGUAGUCUUGCAAGGGAGGGGGCAGACAGGAUGGCCUGCUCAGCUUGCCAGUGUCACUUUGACUGCCGCGAUGAGCAGAUGGAGCAUUACAAACUUGACUGGCACCGAUUCAACCUGAGGCAAAGGAUUGCGGGGCUUCCACCUGUCACAGUGGAGGAGUUUGAGAGGAAGAUGGGUACCGAGGACAUGUCCAGUAUCUCAGGUACAGACUCUGACUCUGAGGACUCAUCCAGUGACUGGGCUGUGGAUGACCCUGAGGUUAUCCCAGCUGAGAGUGAUAGCUAUCUGGCGGCAGAGUCUUCCAGCCGGCUGUCAAACAAGGCAGUGUUCCAGAACACCCAGGGACAGUAUCUGGCUGUGUUCCGCUGCAUGCUCCAGGCAAAGUCCAAUGUAGAGGUGGACUUGGUGCCUUCUCUCCAGAGUGUCGGCAGCAAGGCUGUGUGGAUCAUUCUCAUGACAGGUGGAGGCCACUUUGCUGGGGCUGUCUUUCAAGGGAGAGAUGUUUUGCAACAUAAGACGUUCCACCGCUACACGGUGCGCGCCAAGCGUGGAACCGCCCAGGGUCUCCGCGACGCCAAGGACCGUAGCCACACCCCCAAAUCAGCCGGCGCCGCCUUGAGGCGCUACAACGAGGCUGCACUCGUUAAGGAGAUCAAGGACCUGCUGGAAGGCUGGGCUGAGCACCUGACAGAAGCCAGCCUGAUAUUCCUCCGAGCACCCAGUUACAACAAAAACAUCUUCUUUGGUGGGCGUACAGCUCCUUUGGACAAGAAAGACGUCCGGAUCCGCACGCUGCCCUUCGCCACACGCAGAGCCACCUUCCGAGAGAUCAAGAGAGUACACGAGAUGCUGUCCACUAUUCAUGUUUACGGUAAAGAAACAGACGUCUAUGACAUCCUCAAUCCUUCUAAGAAGGUUUGGAGGAAGAAGGUAGCCAAGCCGAGACCUCGUCCGGACCCGGAUCAAGACCACACCGCCCUCCUUGCAGAAAGGGAGGGAAACAACAAGGAGGGACAGGAUGUGGAGCUGGAGGUGGCGGAGGUGACACUGAGCAUGCUGGAUCUGCGAGAGCACAAGCUCCAGCCCUCCAGACCUAGGAAGAGGAGGAGGAGGAGGAGGAUAAAGGGGUGCAGGGGAGAGACAGAAGGCAGCAGGGCAGAAGAGGAGGAGAAGGAAGAGGAGUCGGAGACUGUAGGGGUGGAGGGAAACCAGGAGAAACCAUGGAGGAACAGAGACAGGUGGAAACCAAACGAAAAGACACAACUUGAGGAAGAGGAGAUGAACGAGUCCUGGGAGUAUGGCCUCAGGGAUGCCCUCUACACAGCCUGUAAGGUUGGGAAUGUUGAGGCCCUGCUCUGCCUUCUGCAGCUGCAUCCAGAAACUGGCGACCAGGGAGAAGAGAGGAAGGAGGCCCAGGAGGGAGAGAGGACAGAGAACCUGGAUCCUCAGAAUGAUGGCUCCCCCUCAGAGAGUCCUGGCGUCCGGAGCCCCCUCACCCUCCUCAAUAGGCCCAUCGACUCGUCGGGCGUCACCUUGCUGCACGUGGCUUCGUCUGCAGCCCAGAGAGCUGUGGUCAGGCUGCUGAUGGAGGCUGGAGGAGAUCCUGCCUGCAGGGAUAAGAAGGGCCAGACUCCCUAUUUGGUAGCACCUGGGAAGGACACCAGGAAUGUGUUUCGCAAAUACAUGGCCGAGAACCCUGACAAGUAUGAUUACAGCCGAGCACAGGUUCCAGGGCCGCUCACAGUAGAACUGGAGUCCAAACAGACGGAGAAGAAAAAGGCACAGAAAGCUGCAAAGAAACAGAGAGAGAAGGAGCAGAAGGAGGAGAUAAGGAAACAGGAGUUGGAGUUGGAGGAGAAGAAAAAGUUUGCAGCUCUCAGCGAUCGAGAAAAGAGAGCCUUGGCAGCAGAGAAAAGGCUGGCAGAACAGAGCGCUUCAACAGGGGCCAACCGCUCCAACACCAGACGGUGUUGGCAGUGUGGAGAAUCUCUCCUGGACAAGGUCCCAUUCCAGUACCUGGACUUCACCUUCUGCACGCCUCACUGUGUCCAGAUUCACCGUAAGGCCAAGGCCAAGGCCUGACAUGUCACUCGGCCCUAGCCUCAGGCCCUAACACUGCUCAACCAGCAGUGGGUGCCAGCGGCAAAGCACUGUCCACUUCAGCAGACCUGUUUCACAGUGCUUUCAUGGUCUGAGUAGUCUAAUAUCCCUGAAUGCCUGUUGGAGUUGUCAGUUGGUAACUAAACAAUAUAAUACUGUGUCAGGAAUGAAUUGACAGUGAAGACAUUGUAAUAAGAGCAAAAACAUAAUUUAUUUACGGUAAUAAGUCAAAGGCAUCCAAGGCACAGCAACUUUAAUAAAAUCAAGGCAAUGAAAAUG
Messenger RNA from Hypomesus transpacificus, 2857 nucleotides. RefSeq names its product ankyrin repeat and zinc finger peptidyl tRNA hydrolase 1 (gene ankzf1). The record is from RefSeq and is a predicted model, not a curated record. The transcript is spliced from 16 exons. The coding region runs from base 278 to 2560 and encodes 760 amino acids. Lineage: Eukaryota; Metazoa; Chordata; Actinopteri; Osmeriformes; Osmeridae. Gene Ontology annotation, molecular function: protein binding.